GGAGAGUACAGAGACCCGCGCGUGCGCAGUGCCGCGGCGGGUGUCAACAGGCUGUGUGUGUGGAUGGCGCGAGCGGGUGGCAGUUGGCGGCUCGAGCGCCGGGCGGGCUAGCGGCUGCCAUGCGAGUGCUCGGCUGAGAUUGUGAUACUUAAUGCAAGACUGCAAUGACAAGUCAGAGUGGUAACAAUGCAGAAAGAGCAGUUUCUAUGUCGUCAACGCCAAAAGUGCAGGUUCAGCGCUCUGUUUCUAGAGAGACCAUCACCAUACACUUUUCUGCCUUUGGUAAGGAAGAGGAGGAGGAGGAAGAGGAAGAAGAAUUUGAAGAUUCCUCAACAAUAUUUCCUGGAGAGGUGAAAGACAAAAGUUUUAUGCCAGAACUUAAAGAAAAAGUGUGUGUAUAUAAACAUGGUGGCCAACAUUUAUCAGAGCCCGCUACCUCAUCAAGUUCUUCGGCAAUAUCAACUGCAGUUACAUUUUCCAGUCCAUCCUCAGCAACGACGACGACUUCAGAAUUAUUAGAAACAUCAGUGACAUUGCCAUCUUCAUCGAUUACUACAUUGCCAUUGUCCUCCUUAUUGGACCAACCAUUAAAUUCCACAAGUUUGUCCUCAGAGAUGAGAACUCCAAUCUCAGCCACAGCAUCUGAUUCCACAUCUAAAUCUGUUGUGCCAUUCAGUGUCCCUUCAUCUUCCACAGCAAGCGCAAAGCCAUUCAUGAAAUUGGUAAAAUCUCUUUCAACAGAAGUAGAACCAAAAGAAUCCAUUACUCCUUUAAGGACAAGAGACAUAAUGAAAACACUAGUUAAAUCUCUGUCAACGGACACAUCAAAAGAAGAGUCUGAAUCUGUUCCAAUCAGGACCUUUGAUUCGAGGAUAAACUUGCAUCUGUUCAAACAAUUUACUCAACCUCGAGUCACUGGGGGAGAUUCUAAGACAGCACCUUCUUCUCCAAUCACCUCUCCAUCAGAAGGUCGGUCAUUUUUUAAAGUAACUGAAGUAGAGGCCAGAAUUGAAGACACUAAAAGACGUCUUUCAGAGGUUAUUUAUGAACCGUUUCAACUUUUAAGCAAGAUAAUUGGUGAUGAGAGUAGCAGUCUGCGACAUAAGGCCUUAUCAUCCAGUGCAACAGAACUUUCCACCCUUAGUAGUUUAAAUGGACAUUUGGAAAGCAACAACAACUAUAGCAUCAAAGAAGAAUGUGAUUCUGAUGAAGACUACUCAGCAAAAGAUUCAACUCCAAAUAAAAGUAGUUCUAAAGUUGCAACUGAGCCAUCAAAAGAGGACACAAAAAACUCAUCAUUGGGAUCCACGAAGCAAAUAUUUUUGAAGGAAUCUCCCUUAAGUUUAGACAAAUGCUCUCUAUCUGUACUUGCCAGCAAAGAAGAAAACGACUACUGUGAUUUGUACCUUGAAGAAUUAGAAUUUGAAAUUGAAGAUGGUAUUGUAGAUAAACCUGCAGACUCCUUAGUUGCAGAAAAAACAAUUGAAGAAGAUGCUAAAAUAUUACAGCAAGUUGAGAAGGAUUCUGAAGUUCAGUCUGCUGAAGUUCCAUUUAAGACUUUAUUAUUCUUUACAAUGCUUGUAUAUUCCUAUUUAGUGUUGCCUCUUCCAAGUUAUUUAAGUGGUCUGUUUCUAGGCAUUGGCUUUGGGUUUAUGAUGGCAAUUGGUGUUGUUUGGCUGUUAGUACCAAGAAAGUCGAGGGACUAUCAACAGUCACCAAGGAGGAGUUAUUUUGAACAUCUAACAACGGAAACCUUGGAUAUAAAGGAGCCAGAAAUAUUUAAGGGUUGGAUGAAUGAAAUCUACAAUUAUGAUCCUGAAACCUACCAUGCAACACUGACCCAUUCUAUCUACAUUCGUCUUGAAGGAGCUGUACUAAGGCUUUCAAAACCAAAUAAAAAUAUAUCUCGAAGAGCUUCUUUCAAUGAGGCCAAACCUGAAGUUACAUACAUCAGUCAGAAGAUUUAUGAUUUAUCAGACAGCAAAGUGCAUUUAGUUCCAAAAGAUCUGGCUAGAAAACGAGUAUGGAAUAAGAAAUACCCAAUUUGUAUUGAACUUGCCAGACAGGAUGAUUUUAUGUCAAAGACUCAAACAGAGAAAGAAAAUGCAGAGGAUAAGUUAUCUGCGGAUAAGGUUGAAACAACACUUGAGGAGACAAAGAAACCUUCUGUUUCACAAGAUUCUGCAAAGCCAAUUUGCCAGAAGGACCAAGUUCUGUAUCUCUUUGGGAGGACAGGUAGAGAAAAAGAAGAAUGGUUCAGGAAAUUUGUUUCGGCUUCAAAAUCAAAACUUGAUACUAAACGACCAGCCAAUCUAGGAGGUGGCGGCAUUCCAGGUUUUGUGCCAACACACAGUAGAAACAAUAGCCAAUCUGGAAUGUUGACACAUAGUCGCAACAGCAGUAAAGGAAGUGUUGAAGAAAUCGUAUCACAUUCCAAACAGAAAGAUCUAAUUUCUGGUGUGCGUCAGAAAAUGCUUCUGGACUAUGCUGUAUAUAUGACAAAGUAUAUUCCCGAAGAAAUUUCCAGUUCAAACUCUAGUCCUACCCAUAGUGCUGAAGGUAGCCCCACUGCUAAGUUACCAAUCAUUCUGAAUGAGGACACAGAACAACGAGUGGCUUGGAUCAAUGCGUUGCUUGGGCGAAUCUUCUGGGACUUCUUGGGUGAAAAAUACUGGUCUAACUUGGUCUCUCGGAAGAUCCAGAUGAAACUCAGCAAAAUUAGGCUGCCUUAUUUUAUGAAUGAGCUGACCUUGACUGAACUUGAUAUGGGAGUUGCUAUGCCAAGAAUAUGUCAAGCUUCAAAACCUUGUGUUAAUUACCGGGGACUGUGGAUUGAUCUGGAGAUUUCUUACAAUGGUUCAUUUUUAAUGACCUUGGAAACUAAAAUGAAUCUGACCAAAUUGGGAAAGGAGUCUUUGGGAGAAGGAUGUAAAGUAGGCGAUAUUGGCAAAGAAGGGAGCAGACCAAAAGCCUACUCUCUUGCUGAUAGUGAUGAGGAAUCCUCAAGUGCUGGAUCAUCAGAUGAAGAAGAUGCACAGGAUGUGAUUGGAGGAGACAAACUGCUUCCAGCAGCUGCAGAAGGAUACAUGGGUGGACAUCGACCAAGCAAGAUUAUGAGACUUGUGGAUAAAAUUACUAAGUCAAAGUAUUUUCAGAAAGCCACUGAAACAGAAUUUAUCAAGAAGAAAAUUGAAGAGGUCUCUAAUACUCCAUUACUGUUAACCGUAGAGGUUCAAGAGUGCAAAGGAACAUUAGCUGUGAAUAUUCCACCUCCACCUACUGACAGAAUAUGGUACGGUUUCCGAACACCACCACACCUAGAAUUAAAAGCGCGACCCAAGUUGGGUGAACGUGAAGUGACUUUCGCACAUGUAACUGACUGGAUCGAAAAGAAACUUGAACAAGAAUUCCAGAAAAUUUUUGUUAUGCCAAAUAUGGAUGAUGUGUAUGUUCCAAUAAUGCAUUCAGCCAUGGACCCACGAUCAUCCACAGUGUGGCCUUCAAGGGAGACACAGACAGAAUUUGCUGAGCGACUGUAAUGUAUGGAAGUUUUAUGUUUACAGUAUUAUCAAGUUGCUGUUCAUGUGCUUUCAGCUGUGCCGUCUGUCUUUUGGAACCAUUCGUGCCACUAUAGUUUCCUGGAAUACUUGCGAUCUGUUGUACUCGGUAUGUGCAGUUUGCUAAGUGUGUGACUUUUUCUGUGUGGUGUCGACAGCUAAUAUUGUUAUACCCUGUUUAUUUCUUGGCCAUUCCAAGAAAAUAAAAACCUCAACAUAUAUAGAGAGACUAUAUUUAACUGUACUUGUAGAUGACUUUUUGGCAUGAAAUGCUUCAGUUUAGUGAGGUUCUCACAGGGCUGAGAGAAGAUUUUCAGACACGUGAUUGUAUGGUUGCCUGAGGUAACCUUGAUGCAGCUGCUGAAAUGAUGCAUGAUUGCUUUAUUGAGAUUGAGUAUUUAUAAAGUACAGUAUAAUGCAUCACUACAAUGACAAAGCCAAUCUGUAAUUGCUAAUUUUAUGUAAUAAUAUCUCAUUGCCUGGUGAUGUCUUAUCAUUGGAAUUGUAUUUGCAACUGCAUCUUUUUUUACUGAAGGAUUCUGCAGUCUCUGCAAGCAGUUGGUAAGUAUGCAGCUGUGAGAAACAUCAAGAUUACCCCCAUUAUAUCAUUAUUAUGUGGGAAAAUACUUUGAAAUUUGUCAACAAAAUUUCAAUGGCUAAUCUGAUGCAUAUUAUAAAUAUACGCCUAUGAUCCGAUUUGGGACAAUUUAAUUACACAACCCGUUUCAACUUUUUAUCUCUCUUUAGUUCAUGUGAUCAGCAAUCACCUCCUGAAAUAAUCCACUUUGGUGUGGGUAUCUGGGAAAACACUGUGUGAAAGAAAGGCACUGUGAUAAUCAGUUUAUUUUUUUAAUUUAUGAAUUAUAAAGUCAUAAAUGCUCUAAAUAUUUGAAGGAAUGGGCUAACCUUCCUUCGUCUAUCAGAAUGCAUAAAACAGAAAUAAAAUUUUAAAAUCCUGUAGUGAUAUCACAAACAUAAUCCAUUAGUGAUAUAGUUAAGUGUACUGUGUGAUAGUUGGUGGAUACAUGAGCUGGUGAAUUUGUUGAGAAUGUUAUUCAUCACAUUCUGGUACAUGGCAGAGGUACUUCAGAUUAGAGUCAAGCCACUCCCAAAUAUAAGUAGUGAGCAAACGACUCCAUCCAAUGCGAGCAGGUGAUGUACCACGGAACCAUUCGAUUAAAAAAAAAAAUCUAUUUGAUUUAGCAAAGAAAAACCUAAUUAUAUUGGGAGAAGGAUGUUGCAGCUUCACUAAAGGUUGCAUAUGCUUAGUCAUUAGCUAACAGCAGGCAUUUGUAGCUCUACCACUGUUUACUCUUGUCUGCAAGAUAACGCUUGCCAAAUGAGCAAAUGAUGAUAAGCUCGUGCUGCUUUUAUAUCAAUAGUUUGAAAGAAAAGUUGACCAUUUGUUAAAACUUAAGGCUUUCAAUUUAAAUUUUCAACUGAAAAUCACUACAUUUUUCAAAGAAACUAUGUCCAAGAAGGAAAUGUGAUGUAAUUAAGAUGCCAUUUAAGUUUUUAAAUUACCUAUGUGUGAGCAGAAAUUUUCUAAUUGUUUUACUUGAACCUCAGCUGGUUGCGACAUUUCUACUAAAGGUCUUCAAAAAUGUCAAUAUUAAUUUGUACUUCAGUGCCAUUAUGCCAAUGAUUAUAAUUUGUUUUGAUGAUGCCACCUUGUUGCUUUAUAAAUCUCUUGAGCUGUAUGUUAUCCCACUCGCAGAUGUUCAUCAUAUGUAAAUUGCCAUUCACAACAUAAAGUGCAAAUAGAUAAUGAAGAAGCCAUCGUGUGAAGGAUUUGGCAAAUCGUCUUUCAAGAUGAAGUUACUUUGAAAAAAUUUAACCAUUUGCAGAAUGUUUAAUUAAAACUAAGUAAUAUAUUUUAAGAUGUGUAUAAAAUUGUAUUUUUAAUUUUGUACAUUUAUUUUAAUUUGGGACUGCUUUGUUUCUAAUACCAAGGAUAGAGUAGCUACACACUGUUUUACAGUCUUAACCCACAUUCUUGCUUUGCUCUAUUUACAGUAGGCAAUAUUUGCCUGCCAAAAGAAAAUCUCUGCAUGUCUUGUUGGUAGUUGGGCCAUUGGUUUGGUCUGAAUUCAGUGUGCAAUAAUGAUUAUGAGUCCACGGACUAAAUGCACUAUGCAUAAUCAAAAUUAAAUAAUGAUUCUUAUAAACUGUCAUUGUACUUCACAUUAUCAGAUUAACAUUGUGAAGGACUGGCCGGCUAUGUUUUAAUAAAUUCUUCAUUCUAGCAAA
Molecule: messenger RNA, 5807 nt
Organism: Amblyraja radiata (thorny skate)
Lineage: Eukaryota; Metazoa; Chordata; Chondrichthyes; Rajiformes; Rajidae
Gene: tex2
Product: testis expressed 2
Exons: 12
Coding region: 165-3539 (1124 amino acids)
Cellular component (GO): endoplasmic reticulum
Molecular function (GO): lipid binding
Source: RefSeq, a predicted model, not a curated record